This is a messenger RNA of Harmonia axyridis, 3797 nucleotides long. It is a transcript of the gene SMC2, whose product is annotated as structural maintenance of chromosomes protein 2. The transcript has 14 exons. The record is from RefSeq and is a predicted model, not a curated record. Gene Ontology annotation, biological process: chromosome organization. Gene Ontology annotation, cellular component: chromosome. Lineage: Eukaryota; Metazoa; Arthropoda; Insecta; Coleoptera; Coccinellidae. Gene Ontology annotation, molecular function: protein binding; ATP hydrolysis activity; ATP binding. Bases 227 to 3736 code for a protein of 1169 amino acids.
AUGCGCAAUAUAAAAUAAUUCAAUUUUGAAGACGGUUACAGUUUACAUUGUUUACAGAAAUAUUUUUUAGUAAUAAUGGAACUAUAAUUAAGGUUAAAAUUAUAGAUAGAAGGGAGUGAAUGCCGAUUUUGUCUGAUGAUUGAAUAUUUCACACUAUUGCCAAAAAUAAUAACCUACUUUCAGAUACUUCCUUAUUUUUGCAAUAAAAUAACUCCUCAUACACAAAAUGUAUAUUAAGAGCAUUGUUUUAGACGGUUUCAAAUCGUAUGGCCAAAGAACUGAAAUUACUGGAUUUGAUGACCAAUUUACAGCUAUAACUGGUCUCAACGGAAGUGGAAAAUCCAACAUUUUAGAUGCUAUUUGUUUUGUUUUGGGAAUUACUAACUUGACUCAUGUCAGAGCAGCAAAUCUACAAGAUCUUAUUUACAAAAGUGGACAAGCAGGAGUUAAUAAAGCAACCGUGUCAAUUACUUUUGAUAAUAGUAAUCCUGCACAGCAACCCCCAGGUUUUGAGAAUUUCAAAGAAAUCACAGUGACAAGACAAAUUAUUUUGGGUGGAAAAAAUAAAUAUCUCAUCAAUGGUUCUAAUGUAACAAACAAAAGAGUUCAGGAUCUUUUCUGUUCUAUUCAACUUAAUGUUAAUAACCCACAUUUCUUAAUUAUGCAAGGAAAAAUUACAAAAGUUCUUAACAUGAAGCCUCCAGAGAUUUUAGCAAUGUUAGAAGAAGCAGCAGGUACAAGAAUGUAUGAAGUCAAAAGACAGGUUGCUCUUAAGACUGUUGAAAAAAAAGAUGCAAAGCUCAAAGAAAUUAAAGGAGUUUAUACAGAAGAAAUCAUGCCCAAAUUGAAUAAACUCAAAGAAGAGAGAGCUCAGUUUUUAGAAUUCCAAAGAAUGGAAAGAGAACUACAAUAUAUGCUAGGUGUUUACAAAGGCUGGCAAUAUCAUGUAUCAAUUAGAUCAACCAAGAAAGCAGAAGAAGCAUUGGAAGUUGCUAAAAAUAAGAUUGAAGCUAUUGAACAAGAAAUAGAGGCCAAUAAAAAUAAUGCACAAGAGUUAGAGGAACACAUCAAAGAUUUAAUGCAAACUAAUCAAUCGGAAGCAUCAGACAGAUUAAAAGCACUUGAAACUGAAUUGAAAGAAAAACUAGCAAUUGAAGCUAAAGCAAAAGCAUCAGCAAAAGGACUAAGUACUGAUAUUGCAAAUGAGGAGAAAAAGAAGAAAGCACUUGAAACAAAUCUAAAUGAUGAUACUAAAGCACUAGUAUCUAAAGAAAAUGAAUUAAGUAAAGUACAAUCUCUUUUCGAAACCUUGAAAGAAAAUGAAGCAAGGGACAAGGAAGAUUUAUCAGUAGCACAGAAAAAAUAUGAAGCUCUAGCUGCAGGUAUGGAAGUUAACGAAGAGGGAAAAACCCAAUCCCUACAGGAACAACUAAUGACAGCCAAACAAGAAGCGGCAGAGGCCAAUACAGAACGAAAACAAGCAAGCAUGGAAUUGAGUUUUUGUCAAAAUUCACUCAAAGAAAAGAAGAAAACACUCGGAAACAAUGCUUCUGAUUACCAAAAGGAUAAAGUUAAUCUUGAUAGAAUCGUAAAGGAGUGUUCAACGAUUGAACAUGCUUUAGAAAAAAUCAACUAUUCAGAGGAAACCAUGCAGCACUGGAACAGUAGAAGAUCUGAAGUGAAAAAAGAAAUCCAUAGGAUACGAGAACGAUUAGAUAAUUUUGAGGCUCAUAGACCAUACUCCCAGUUCAAAUACAGAGAUCCCGAGACAAAUUUCAACAGAAACAGAGUAAAUGGUGUAGUAUGUCGGCUCAUCCAGGUUACUGAUCCAAAAGCAUGCACCGCUUUAGAGACAGCUGCCGGAGGAAGGUUAUAUAAUGUGGUUGUAGACACUGAUACAACAAGUAAGCUUUUAUUACAAAGAGGCAAUUUACAAUCCAGAACCACAUUCAUACCUUUGAAUAAAAUACAAUCUCAUGCUAUGGAUCAGAGAACGAUAAAAUUGGCACAAAAUAUGUUUGGAGAAGAGAAUGUCCAACCUGCUCUGUCGCUUAUAAACUAUGACAAACGAUUGAGGCCAGCAAUGGAGUUUAUCUUUGGAAAUGUAUUCAUAUGUAAAGAUAUGGACAUAGCUAGGCAGGUUACUUUUCACGAUCAAAUCAGAAAAAAGUGUGUCACUUUAGACGGUGAUGUAACGGAUCCUUCAGGUACUCUUAGUGGAGGAGCUAGACAAAGAGGAGGAUCUGUUCUUCUGGAGUUGAAAGAUAUCAAAAACUUGGAGAAUCAACUAGUACAACUAGAACAAGAGCUCCAACAGAUUGAACAUGAAAGUAGACAAAUGACUAAUUGUCAAACUCAAUAUAAUCAACUAAAGCAGAAGUUUGAAUUCAAACAACAUGAGCUAAGACUUAUUGAACAAAGAUUGCAACAAACGGAACAUCACCGUCAACAGGAAGAAGUGAAUAACCUCAUUAAACAAAUGGAGGACUUGGUUGAAAAAGAGAAAACCUGUAAAGAAAUUGAACAGAAAUGUAAUCAAAAAGCGAAGGAAUUAGAACUGAAAAUGAGGGAUAUCAAAGGAUACAGGGAUAAACAGCUGAAAGAUGCAGAAAUGGAAAUGCAAAGGGCAAAACAAAAGGCUGAUAAAAGUCAAAAAGAAUGGGAGAAACAUGAAGAUCAGUAUCAAACACUAACAUUGGAAAUUUCCGAAUUAAAAAAGGCAAUAGAGAAUACCAACAGUCAACUGCAAUUGGCCAUUGAAACUAUUCAGCAAUUGCAGCAAACUGCUCAAGAUUCCAGUGAAAAUUUCGAAACCAUUAAAAGUGUUGUUAAAAAUUUAAAUGAACGUGUUACUCAAGAGAAAACUGCAAUCGCAGCACAAAAUAAAGAAAUAGAAAAAAAGGUUUCACAAAAGGAGAAAAUUCUGGAACGCAAUAACGAGCUGCUUUUGGACAUAAAAAAAAUCAAUCAUGAAACGAAAAAGCUCGAUGAUGAACUUCGAAAUUGCCAAGGAAGGGAAGCAGAUUUAUCCAAGAAGUUGACAAAUGAAAAACAGUAUUUAGAAGAAGGAUCUAAGUUAAGUGACAAAGAAGGACAACAUUUAGAAAGGAGAAUAAGAGAGAUGCAAGAAACAAGAAAUAAAAUUGGCCGAAGAGUUAACACAAAAGCACAGACUAUGUUUGAGCAGGAAGAAAAACAGUACAAUGAAAUGAGAAAGAAGCAACACAUGGUAGAAAAUGACAAGAAAAAAUUGAUCAUGGUGAUGGAAGAUUUAGACAGGAAGAAAAAAGAAUCUCUCAAAUUAGCUUUUGAUCAGGUGUCCAAAGACUUUGGGUCAAUUUUCAAUACGUUACUUCCUGGUGCUAAUGCAAAACUGGCCGCUCCAUUCGGUUCGACUAUUUUGGAAGGAGUCGAGGUUAAGGUAUCUUUAGGUGGAGUAUGGAAAGAAAGCUUAACAGAACUUAGUGGUGGUCAAAGAUCUCUUGCAGCGCUUUCAUUGAUAUUGGCCAUGUUACUUUUCAAACCAGCACCACUGUAUAUAUUAGACGAAGUUGAUGCUGCCUUGGAUCUAUCCCAUACACAAAAUAUAGGAAAUAUGCUGAAAGCCCAUUUCAAAAAAUCACAGUUCAUCAUUGUGUCACUGAAGGACGGUAUGUUUAAUAAUGCCAAUGUUCUGUUCCGAACAAAGUUCGUAGAUGGGGUAUCAACUGUUCAAAGGACUACUAAUAAAUCUUGAAUUUAUUGCUAUUGUUAUAAAUAUAUCUUUUUCAACAGAAUAAAAAUAAAUCCUAAUUUUA